Messenger RNA from Hyalella azteca, 6808 nucleotides. RefSeq lists its product as uncharacterized. The transcript has 11 exons. Lineage: Eukaryota; Metazoa; Arthropoda; Malacostraca; Amphipoda; Hyalellidae. Gene Ontology annotation, molecular function: protein binding; DNA-binding transcription factor activity, RNA polymerase II-specific; RNA polymerase II cis-regulatory region sequence-specific DNA binding. Bases 113 to 2749 code for a protein of 878 amino acids. The record is from RefSeq and is a predicted model, not a curated record. Gene Ontology annotation, biological process: regulation of transcription by RNA polymerase II.
AGUGUCCUGUGUUGUGUUACGCACGCGGGUGGAUCGGUGUUGUAAAUCUUAGCGCCGUAUUUAUGGAAUUUCGCCGGUUGUAGCUGUCAUAGAAGUUUUCGUAGGCGCACAAAUGUCAGCUCCUUCGAAGGGGCCCCAUCAACAUGCUUGGGCACUUCUAGCCCUUCAGAAAUCUGCUCCUGCCUCCCCAUCGGUUGUUCCGUGGUCUCCAGAUAGCAAGGGCAGCACUGCCAUUGCAAGAUUAGAAGGAAAAGAAUUUGAAUACAUGAUUCGACAGAGUCGUGUCGUUAUCGGCCGAAAUUCUAGUAAAGGCGAUGUGGAUGUAAAUAUGGGACAUAACAGUUUUAUAUCUCGAAAGCAUAUUGAGAUUUAUUUUGACACACCUUACUUUUACAUGCAAUGCAAUGGAAAGAAUGGAGUCUUUGUUGAUGGUGUAUUCCAAAGAAAAGGAGCACCACCUUUCCUCCUCCCUAGACAAUGCACCAUGAGAUUCCCCAGCACCAACAUCAAGAUUCAAUUUCAGUCUCUAGUUGAUGAGUUUGAUCCACCACCUGCUCGGCUUGCAUCCCCUCCGAAGCGUAAGCUACAGCCGCUGCGCAUCUCCAUACCAGAACAAGAUGAUGCUAACCUCACGUCUCCAUUCCCCUCUCCCACUGGAACUAUAAGCGCCGCGAACUCUUGUCCGACGUCGCCGCGUUCGUACCAUGGCAGCAGCGGCAUCAGCCACGUCAGCGGAGCAGCCCUGGGACGACGCUUAGGCUUACAACCUCCAGCACCUACACCUGCUGCAGGCGCGGUGAUGCUAUCGGCAAGCGGCAUUGAGGGCUCCUCGAGUGCGGACGGCACUAAGCAGCAGUUCACUGUCCGACAUGGCGGACCACCCGCGGCUGUGGCUGCUCUCAGAAACACGGAAAUUAAAAUGACCCUAGCACCGGGCGAGGAAUACGUAACCCUGAACUCCGGCAUGGCGGGGGACGGCGGCAGCGCGACUAUCCUUGCGUCUGGGGGACCGGCGACAUUGAUGGUUGCCAGCUCCUCCAUUAAGAACGCGCCGGAGACCUACAUCGACGCCUCUGGUAUCAUCUUUGACUCAUCACCAGCAGCAAUGACGGCUCAAUACGCCGAUGAUGGCGUGACAGGCUCAGGUAUUGUGUUGGACGCCUCAGAGAGCGGUGGUCUUGGUGGAUCCCACAACGGCAUUCACGCUUCCAGCAGUGCCAGCGGAGGCCUUCUGUCGGUCGGUGCAGAGGAAAGCGGUUACUUCACAUCGCCACAUCCUCCUGAUCAGCCUAAUAGCCCACCUGGAGCUAAGGAUGACUCGAAGCCUCCGUACUCAUACGCCCAGCUGAUUGUCCAGGCCAUAUCUUCAGCUUUGGACAAGCAGCUCACACUCAGCGGCAUAUAUUCCUACAUCACUAAGAACUAUCCUUACUACCGUACUGCUGAUAAAGGCUGGCAGAAUUCUAUCCGUCACAACUUAUCGCUGAACCGAUACUUCGUGAAAGUCCCGCGCUCUCAAGAGGAGCCAGGAAAGGGCAGCUUCUGGCGCAUUGAUCCGCCCAGCGAAGUGAAGCUCGUAGACCAGGCCUUUAAACGGCGCCGGCAACGUGGCGUGCCUAUUUUCAAGGCUCCAUUUUCUCACAUAUCUGCUAGUCGCUCAGCACCAACUUCUCCCUCUCAUGUUGGGAUGAGUGGAUUGGUGACUCCCGACUCCCUCUCUCGAGAGGGCUCCCCCUCUCCAUCAGAGCACUACUCUCACGACUCCCACCACUACCAGGGAGACUCUCACUCUUACCAAGCCGAGUCGCAUCAUUUCACUUCCGAAAACACGUCCACUUCGUCAUCCGGGGUUCAUUUCUCCGACUCUUCGAACUCGUCACUGUAUCACGAGGGCGGCACCGCUACGCUCCACUACCGCGACGAUGACUUAGGCGAUGCGCAUUGUGACGUCAUCGCUGCUGCGUCUCCUGUGCGCCACAUCACUUCUCAAGGAGGCAAAUAUAUACUCGCCACGACCAGUGGAGCUAACAACGUUGGGACUGUCGUUAAAACCAUUGAGGGGUGCAGCAUCGUAGACGGCGGUGUCGUGAAGACCGUAGGUGGGAUCAUCGAGGGCGGCGUGGUCAAAACCUUGGGCGGCCUCAUGGACACGUCAACCGGCAUCGUGAAGACCGUGGGUGGCAUCACUGAUGCCGGUUGUGCUGGAGGUAUGGUCAGGACUAUUAGCGGGAUGACUAAAGUGGAUACCAGCGGCGGGCAACAAGUUGUUAUCCAGCAGACGACUUCUGACCAGACACCAACCCAAGUUCUCCUGCCGUCUGGGUUGAGCAAGUAUGGGAGCUACGUUUCCGUCAAUGGUGAGAUGAGGAGAGUGAUAAGCGCGAACACCAUUGGAAGUAGCAACAGCGGUACCGUCAACAACAGCAGUGGUGCUGUCAACAGCAACGGCAACAGCUGCAAGCCUCAAAAACCUGUCAUGCUCGGGAUUGUCUCGUGUGGCCAACCUCAACAAGGGACGCCAUCACACAUGGUCUACGCUACGGCUAUCAGCUCCAAUAACGGCAUCAACAGUAACAGCAGUAAUAACGGCACGGUAACAGUCGUGACUCACCAACAGCAGGAGACAACUUUCAAGCCUCCUUUCAUGCAGACGAAACAGAUGCAAAUUUCUGAAGAUAAUGAAGCUCGAGGAACUCUCACUUCCACAGUUGAGCCGGUGCUUAAGAAGCCUCGCUGUGAUGUUCCUUAACGUCCGUUGCUGCUCAUUAACUCAAUAUUGCUUCUCAGGAUAUCGCUCUUUUGGGGCAAGAAUCAAACAAUAUUCAUGCACCAUCAUGGAUUUUUCCUGUGCAUAUACACUUAUGAAAAAUAUGCUUUAUAUAUUGGGUGUUUUGCUGCGUUCCACUCGAAACUAUAGUCCAGGAAAUUCGUAACUAUAGUCCAGGGCCAAGGAAUGGCGUGAGCAAAAAUACUCUCCUCUGAUAAAAUAUCAUCUUCAAAUACCUCUCUCAACCUCAUUGUUGAGCAACUAGUUAUAUUUGUUUAUCGACCAUAGCAAAAAUUUUUAAUUUGAAUGAUGAUAUUCAUCUUCGUGCCACCCGACAACUAAACUUUUUAAUUUAAAUGGUGAUAUUUUUCUGCAUUAAGUUUUUUAGCUUCCGUUACCUUCAUUGUUAUUCCUUGGUUACUCCUGACAUCUCAGUCUUCACCCAGUACAAUAAUAAUCCCUAUGCUCAACUUAUAUUUACAAAAUUUAUGCAUCGCCCGGAAACGGGUAAAUUCUUCAGGGUAAUUUUGACUCGUUUGAUUCUUGCCCCAUCGUGACAGCGUGUUUGUAUUUGAUGUAAAUACCACCACAUACUUCUUGAAACCUUCCCGUACCCAUUAAUUAUAUAAUUUGUGCGUUUACUAGCCUUUUUAGGGGAGGAAAGAGAAAUUCAACUUAGAUUAAUUUCUAUAGUAUAUGUACUCCUCCGAUAUAACGUUGCCGUUGCUAGUUGAGUAAUAACGCUUGUAGCUUUAGCAUAUCUAGCAAACGCCGCCAAUGAGCGGAGUUUAGAACUUAUGAACUUCUCUGAGUCUUUUUUAAUCGUUACCAGGGAGUGGAAGAAUAGAAACGUUAAGAUGCCGAUCAGCAUGAACCUGGAUAGUUCACUAUCAUCAUAGAUGGAAUUAUGAAUUCAUAACUUUCAUCAGUUUUGUCCGUGGUUGCAGCACGCUUCUAAUAAGGGCAGGAGCUUUGAAAAAUAAUCAAUAAAGGUACAAACAAACUUAUUGGCAUAUUAAUUUAAACGAACUGAUGCAUUUAGGGUUAAAGUGUUCUUUCAGUACUCUUUAAUUUUGUUUCUUGCCUCAAAAAAACGCUGAAAACCUUUAUUUCAUUUCGUUUUUCUGCUCGUAAGUUCUCAAAAUUUUACAUUUCCAUACAAAUAGCGUUCAAUUUACACUCAUUGAACACUUUUAAAAACUCGAAUCUAGGAAAAUUUGAACUCAUAUUCCAAAAACUUUGUUAUUUUUCGCUGCUCAUGAACACACUGCGAAUAUUAAAAUUAUAUUCCUGCGCUUCUUUGUUACUGGAGAAAUCAGGAGGCUUCCAUCUGCCAAGUCAAUAACGCAUGCUUUAAUAUCAACGUAGAUUCUUGCUGCAAUCAAAUCUUGCUCUGUAAUUAAAAUUUAUAAAUAAAUCAGUUGUUACCGUCUAUUUCAUGACAAUCAAUGUUUAAUUUGAAGCGUCUCGACACGUUAAUGUGAUGUUCUAAGUUGAACUUGAGCACUAUGUUAUUCAUAAUCAACUCGAGCUUAGGCUUGUUCGCCGCACGAUUGCCGAAAGUAACAAGCAUACUCUGAAAAAAAUGUAUGUCUCUAUGUAAAGAGAACCCGCAGGACCGAACGUUGUUGAUGUGGUCUGUACAUAUUGUGUGCAAUAUGCCCUGCUUUUCCAGCCUCAUGUGCAUUGGGUGAAUGCUGUAUGAGCGUGUGAUGUUUUUGUCGGUAGAAACAAUCCCUUUAUACUUUCAAUCUUACCAAGUGUGAGAGUUGGAGCGGUUCUAGUGCUUCAUGACGUUUAAUACAUUUUUUUACUUACUAGAAGUACGAUACCAAGCAGCGUAUAAAUUAUGGAAUGCAAGAUUUCAGCUCACCUUUCUAUUUAAAGUCAGUGCUAUUCAAAGAUUGGUUUCUAGAUCUCAAUAGAAAGAAAGCGUAUCCAUUACAAAACGUACUCUAGUAUCGGUCAAAAGCGUUGUUUGUAGUUUUAUAUUAUAUUUUCUAUAUGCCUCGCUUAUGCUGCGGGCAUUGUUUGCUUCUUUUUGUACUAAUAUUCGUACCUUUAUUUUUUGACUUUCUGUUCACAACGUUAUUGUUUGGUGUAAUUUAUUUCAAAUUUAAAGAUGAUUUGACUUUACGAAGCUUUUUUUUGUCUUGAAGGCAUCACUGUACAAAUUUCUUUAGAACCUUACAUUAUAUUCUGAGGUUCAUUAGUCAUUCUGCAUGUUCAUUGAAUUUGUUGCGUUUAUUUGUUUGUUAUUGUUUAGAUAACCGCUAAGAUCGCGUCGGUUUAGCCUUAGUUUUAAUCAUAGUUAUUUCAUGGAAAUAUUGUACAUAGCUGCUGAUUUAUGUUUAUUCCUUACCUCGCCACGCUAACCAGCUGCUGUUUUUUUCAAUUUUCUUUGACUUGUCAUUUUACUUUUUUUAUGAUAUACUGUCGUUGAGUGUCAAGCAACAUAGACUGUAAAAAGUUAAUUGAGUAUCUGGAUGUAGAUUUCGCACUUUGAAAUCAACACAUCGGCUCUGAAAUCAACACGAACAACCCGUUGUUAAUUGUGUUUUUGAUGUUGCUGAAAGUGAUGGCGAAUUCAGAGAAAUUGCUUCAGCUUGUGCAGCGUGCGUUAGGAUAUCCCUAAAAAUUAAAUUAUAAAAUGCAGAACUUGGUUCGAAAUUAUUUAUUGCUCCUAUUUCUUCAUAAUUUAUUAAAGUGUCACUGGUAAGUUAGAUCAUCUGAAAAGUUAUGGUUUCUUGUGUUUGUAAUUAUUCAAUUGUUUAUGACGACGCGGCUUCUGAAUUUGUUUGGGAUUAAUAAUUGUACAUUUUUACGUUACAUGUCUAAGGUAGUUAGUUUGCUUGCUUUGCGCUCCUUGUGUGUUUCAUCAUUAUUAUUAUUAUUUUUCUUUAUAACAUGUGAACGCACUUCCUUUUGACGGAAAAAAGGGGACUGUCGUACUCCUGCCCACUGUACGGCUUUAUGACCAUGAAAAAUUAAUAUCCAUGUAGGCACAAGGUGUGAAUUUUAUUAGUCCUGUUCCGUUCAACACGACUUGCAUGUCAUAGUACUGUCAUUAGUCAGGGCCUACCACCCCCAAGGCUUCUUCCCUCCCGCCCAGAUCUUUAGUUGUAUAUUUCCUACAUCUUUCCUACCAUGACUAACGAAACAAUUAGUUCCACGAAUUAUCUGGGUAUGAUAAUUUAAGGGAUAAAAAUGUAUACGUGUGAAAUCCUUUACGUUGUGUGGACUGCGAUCAGACGAACUCUCGUCUCUUCUGUCUCGCACUACUGACACUGCCGCAACAACUUGCCACGAAGUAGAGUUUCAUCAAGCAACUUAAUUGGCAUUAGUUUCUGGUCAAAUGAUAAUGGGGUAGAUUGGUUGUCAAGAAUCUCAUUGCUCCAAAAAAAUGUUUUUAUGAUUUUUGGCAAUAUUUUAUACACCGAAAUUCUCUACACCACUCAGAAACGACGGUUAUGCUGCAGAAACGUUAGUGGAGAGACGUCCUUCUUCAUGGCCCUCAAACCUGACGAUAACAAUUUUCUCGACGAAAUAACUCUCUGAUGUCCUUAAUGUUGGUUCUGUUUCUAUUUUCCAUGCUUGUUCAUUUUUCACUGACCUAGUGUGAGAAGUCAGUUUAACAUUUUGCUGGCAUAAACGAUGAAAUUUAUUUGUGAUGACGAGUUUCUGGUCAUCAAAUGUGCAAUAGUUGACCCAAAAAUGUUUGGCCCGAAAAAAUAGUGACGCGAAUGUCAAAUGUGCUGCAGUUUGGCAUCAUGUUGCCAUGCUCACAAAUUUCCUAUGGAUUGAUCAUGUUUAUAGUGUGCAAGCGAGCAAAGAAGCAAGUGAGCAUCAAAUUUGUAAUUUUUAUUUUAUUCAAUUUUUAAGUAUAACAUGAUCGGUAGAUAAUUAGUAAUCGAUCGUUCAGUGAAGGAAGCUCUGUUCAGACUUGAACAAACUGUAUAAAGAGGAGUGUGAUGUCAUCGUUUUUUUUAUAGCCUCUUCAUUUUCAGACAACCUGCUUUGUGUACAUGUGUUCAAAUAUUG